CAAGCCCACCCCAAACCCCACCCCAUCUCAUCGGCGCCUCCGCCGCCUCGUCGGCGCUUAGCGAUCUCCGCGUGCCCCCCUCGCUCUAUCGUUUCUCUUCUGCCCACCCAAAGUUUCCUUCUUUAUUGUCACCUCGCCUGGCCACAGCAGCAGCAACAGGACAGGGAUCGUGCAGACAAGGGAUAAAAGGGGGAGGAAGCGUUUCCUCUUGUUAUCUUGUGUUAUUUUUUUUUUUUAUCGAUCGUGGUCGAUCGGUCCGAUGGACGGCGAGGUGCUCGAUAGCAUCAUCAGUCGGCUGCUGGAGGUACGGACGGCGAGGCCUGGGACUCUGGUCCGCCUGACAGAGGCGGAGAUCCACCAGCUUUGCGUCGCGUCCCGCGAGAUCUUCCUCGCGCAGCCGAACCUCCUGGAGCUUGAAGCUCCCAUCAAGAUCUGCGGUGAUAUUCAUGGCCAGUACAGUGAUCUCUUAAGGCUUUUUGAGUAUGGAGGCCUCCCUCCAUCUGCUAAUUAUUUAUUCUUAGGCGAUUAUGUGGAUCGAGGAAAGCAAAGCUUGGAAACAAUAUGCCUACUACUUGCAUACAAAAUUAAAUACCCGGAGAACUUCUUCCUUCUGCGUGGAAACCAUGAAUGCGCUUCUAUUAAUAGAAUAUAUGGAUUUUAUGACGAAUGUAAGCGCCGGUUUAGUGUGAGACUAUGGAAGGUAUUUAGUGAUUGUUUUAAUUGCCUUCCUGUAGCUGCUUUAAUUGAUGACAAGAUAUUGUGCAUGCAUGGAGGAUUGUCCCCUGAUUUAACGAGGUUGGAUCAAAUAAAAAGUAUACAUAGACCAUGUGAUGUCCCUGAAAGUGGUUUAGUUUGUGACUUACUCUGGGCUGAUCCUGGUAGAGAAGUUCAAGGUUGGGGAGAAAAUGACAGGGGGGUCUCUUGGACUUUUGGUGCAGAUACAGUUACCAACUUCUUAGCCAGACACGACCUUGAUCUCGUCUGUAGGGCACAUCAGGUUGUGGAGGAUGGGUAUGAAUUCUUUGCUGACAAACAACUUGUGACAAUAUUCUCAGCCCCAAAUUAUUGUGGUGAGUUUGAUAAUGCGGGAGCCAUGAUGAGUGUCGAUGAGACAUUGAUGUGCUCCUUCCAGAUUCUCAAACCUGCUGAAAAGAAGCCAAAAGCCAUGUUCUCUACAAGAAUUUGAUAAUCAACCAUGGAUUUGCCAUCAAGGUAAUUUGACUGCACCAAAUGAGAUGAUGAGGCAGCAAAUGUUGUCGACCACAGUGACUUUAAAGGUGCAGAGGUGCUGUAAUAAUAUGUCAUGUCGCCAUGGCUAUUGGCUGUAAUCGACUUCCUUUUAUAACUCCAUUUAUGUCCCAAGUUUCAAAUUCAAGAAUUCUUUCUACGCUGGGAACCGUAUUUGUAUAUUCACACGGAAGUAAUUUCUACACUUUCUAGUUCAUUGUC
This is a messenger RNA of Zingiber officinale, 1449 nucleotides long. Its product is annotated as serine/threonine-protein phosphatase PP1. Gene Ontology annotation, molecular function: protein serine/threonine phosphatase activity. Gene Ontology annotation, cellular component: nucleus; cytoplasm. The record is from RefSeq and is a predicted model, not a curated record. Lineage: Eukaryota; Viridiplantae; Streptophyta; Magnoliopsida; Zingiberales; Zingiberaceae. The coding region runs from base 260 to 1186 and encodes 308 amino acids. The transcript has 4 exons.